Molecule: messenger RNA, 3182 nt
Organism: Polypterus senegalus (gray bichir)
Lineage: Eukaryota; Metazoa; Chordata; Cladistia; Polypteriformes; Polypteridae
Gene: trappc2
Product: trafficking protein particle complex subunit 2
Exons: 5
Coding region: 287-712 (141 amino acids)
Biological process (GO): endoplasmic reticulum to Golgi vesicle-mediated transport
Cellular component (GO): TRAPP complex; nucleus; cytoplasm
Source: RefSeq, a predicted model, not a curated record
AUAUUUUUUUUGCUUCUUAAGGAGUGUACGUUUUUGACAGUGCAGUUAACGCUGGAUACUGGUCACAUUUCACCUUAAUGUGUUAUGUAUGCUAAUAAGUGAUAGCGCGAGUGUAAAUUUUACGUUGUCGUUGAGUAGCCUUGUUGUGUGUGUUUGUAAUGACACAUUAGAAUAGCCCUGUGUAAGUGUAACUUUUUUUGUCCCUACUAAUAAAAGAGAAUCUAGAGUGCUAUUUCUCCAUGGGUGUUUUCUGUCGGCUAAAAGGAUCGCCCCAAACUGUUUCAUCAUGUCAGGAAGUUUCUACUUUGUUAUGGUUGGUCAUCAUGAUAACCCCGUGUUUGAAAUGGAAUUUCUUCCAGCAGGUAAAGCAGAGUCAAAGCAGGAUGAUCAUCGGCAUCUGAAUCAGUUCAUAGCACAUGCUGCUCUAGACCUGGUUGACGAGAACAUGUGGCUAUCCAACAACAUGUAUUUAAAAACUGUGGACAAGUUUAAUGAAUGGUUUGUCUCUGCUUUUGUGACUGCUGGACAUAUUAGAUUUAUUAUGCUUCAUGAUGUAAGACAAGAAGAUGGGAUAAAGAAUUUUUUUAAUGAAGUCUACGAUUUGUAUAUAAAGUUUGCAAUGAACCCAUUCUUUGAACCAAAUUCUCCAAUUAGGUCAACAGCGUUUGAUAGAAAAGUCCAGUUUCUUGGAAAGAAACACCUCCUGAGUUAAUUACGCUGUACUGUCUCAAGAGGAGAUUUAUGGUUUGUUUUGGAGUUUGAUAAUAUUUUCCUGUAUAAUAUUUAUGUUUUGAAUUGGAAUGUCUUGCAACAUUUGGAUCGUUCAUUAGGCAUUCUAAUGUUGUGUAAAAUGUAAAACAUUAUGUCAUUACAGAACACAUUGGUUUACUUUGAGUUCCAUUCAUGUAAGGCAGUGACACAGUGAUUUGAUAUGCUGUGCUUGUAGUAUAGGCCAUAGAAGAACACAAGGAUUAAUACUAAGAGAGGCAGGCAGGAUGGAUAGCGUAUUGGACUUUAAAGCACAAGGUGGCUGCAUCGAUUCCCAACCUACAGCUCACCACACGAACCUGAGUAGGUCGCUUCACCUGCCUGUGCUCUGUUGUAAAAAAGAAAAAAAGUGAUGUGUUCUGUGCUUAGACUUCAGGCAUAAAAUAUUAUAAUCUGUGCCAUUGUGUUGCAGGUAGACCAAUUGUGCAAAAGAAGAAAAAAAUCAUUAUCGCUGUGGAGCAAAAUCCACUGGAGGGAUUCUGCUCAAAAUCAAUUAACGUCCAGCAUUUUACACUGCUAAUAAAUGUGCCCAACUGGGCGGUUUGCUUUUUAGUUAUCAUGUCCACAGACUCAUCCUGAAAUAUCGACUGCCAUUUAUGUUCAGCACUGCCUGAAAUAUGUUAAAUCAUUUUAACAUUAAAGUUGUGACUCUGACCUUGACACAAUGCUUCUACUGUAACCAUUUAUACUGCAUUAUAAACCUGUAAGCCUCUUUGGAUAAAGGCAUCAGCCACAUAUUUAAUAAUUGUUUAGAUUUCAGUUUUAUAACCCUUUCUUUUUUAAAACAAUAUGAACCAUUUGUUGAAUUCCCGGGUAGUGGCGAAAGAAAAUUACAAACUCUGUUUGAGUUAUGAUUUUUAGGCCUACAUUGUGCUCAGAUUUCCCCAAGUAUCUGUGAUUUUGGUAAUGUCUUGUAUAUAAGGACCAAAGAGUUCAACUUUUAGGUUAAGUCACUAAGUUUUUUUGGAACCAGAGUCUCAGCUGCCAGGAAAAAGAUUUAAGGAGUUGCAGAGAGCUCCAUCUGAAGUUACCAAGAGUAUCUAUUGGUGUACAUCGAGAGAAAAGCCGAGGUGAAAAGAGCCGCCUUGAUCCUCAUCGAGCAGAAUCAGCGAAUGGAGGCACAAGGGGGGUCUCUGGCUGACAGCUACAUAUGCGGCCUGACACUGUCAGGUGUGACUAGAAGCCAUGCGUUCGGACCCCAGAGGGUCACUUUAAGUUAACAGGAUCAAAGCCUGAGUAUUGGUGGUACCCAAGACAGUUAGGGCUGAGCUAAUCAUCUCAGUCCAUGGAGGAGCACGGGCUUUCAUUCUGGCCAGUCGCUUCUUUUAUCUGGACUCCCAUUUUCAUUAAAUAUACUGUUAUUGGUGGGUUUCCAUUUUUAUAAUGUCAGUCAGAAGCUGCAUGGCAGGGCUAAUGCACUCUUUAAAGUAUGACUGAGCUUUACUUUAUUUCUUUUAAAAUAUUUGGGUUAUUUUAGCAGUUUCUUGAAAGUUGGAAUAAGACUGCAGUGUCAUCUCUUUGUUACUGCAGCUGACACCGAAUGUGUUUAAUGAUUAUAACUUUGCACAUCUAACUGGCCUAUUCCUGCUGUUUUUCUGUAGUCCAGACAACAAUACAAAGUGAUUUUUUGCCAUUUUAUGUCACUUUUUAUCAUUCAGUUUGCACACCUUAUGGUAACCAACUAAUGACAAGUGAAGAAACAAACAAUAAAAGCGAAAGAUAAGCAGCAUGUCAGUAACAUUUCCACGUAUGAAAUCACUACAAGGCAGCUACCUGAAUAACCAAGGUCUGUCUAAAAAGAACUAAACUUCAAGAUCUGGAAAACUUUUUAUUUAUUUUAAAGAUAUAUAAACAAUGGUUGGAGUUUCUGCAAUAAUACAAUAGAUUUAAACAAGUAGAUAGUUGCAAUAAAUGCCCUCCAUGGACUGAAUUGCCUUCAUAGUAUUAAAGCAGGUUGUUUCAGAUAGCAAUAAUAUGACGGUGAGCUCAGUCUGUGUUAGCCCUAACUGGCUUUGUUCUUUUGUGAGCAUUCCGUAGUUAAACUUGACGGGGAUGAGGCCUGCCUCCGAGGAAGAGAGACACAGUACGGCUGAAAAUGUGUGGCUUUGCAAAAGAGAAAGGGGGUGCAUAGACAGGGGCUGCAAAGGUGAAACUUUCAGUUACAGAGUUCUGACUCAAUGGAUCAUGGAAAAGCUUGUGACACGGACUAGUGGUUCACGUUGUUUUGUCAGCCAAUAACACCGGAAAGACGUUGAACCAUUGCUUAGUUCUUUAACAGUCAAGAUUUAAUGUUUUAUGUUUAUUUUUUUUAUUUCUUUUUUGCUUGUCUCUUAUAAAUCUACUUUGAUGUUCUAAUUUCUGUAUAUCCUGUAUAUUGUUUGUGUUACUUAAUAAAUUAUUGUUCCUUGAAAUCA